CAUACCCACUUGCAGUCGAUUUUCCGUCCGUGUGCCAGCAGCUAUUUUCACCACAGUUUUCCAAUGUUGUCGCUCUAGAAGGGAGCACGCAUUCCGAUCGUUGUGGAUCAUUUCUUUUUUAUCCCCCCAUCACGAAAUAAUAGUACGCGUGUCGUGUGUAUGUGUGUUGCACAGGAAAAACUGUUGUGGCUCAAACAACAAAACCCCGUGCAACAAUCGGUACACGGACGGGAUAUAAGCUAGUGCCGUGCAGUGAAGCGCAGAGUAAAAAUUUGCAUAAAACGCGGCAUUAACUUGUGUGUUGUGCAGUGAAAGAGAGACGCGUAGUUGUGGUUGUGCCUGUGUCUGUAUCCAACUUUUGCACCCCUGUUACGUACGACGCUGCAUGCCUCGAGUAGUAAAAGUGAAACCACCACCCUGCUCUACUACCGGAAGUGCUACCGGCGGAAGAUCGGCAGGGUGAUUUGUUGCAGAAAUCCCGAGCACAUCCCCACAUCUCCCUUCCCCGGUUCGUUGCGGCGUUCGUUGGCUAAGCUUCGUCGAGAAACAUGGACAUGUCCGGCAACUUUAGUGGAGAUGAGCUCGUACCGGAAAGCUGCCUCGACUCGGAAUGGACUGAUGAAGAUGAGGUGUUUGCAAUUCUAAAACAAUGGGAAACACGCGGCGGACGCGGCUUCGGCAAAGGUCCAACAGUAGCCACCAGCGGCAGCGGCUGGUGCAAUCCGGCCGGCAACAGUCACGGCGCCGGCAACAACCUCCUGAACCAGAGCUUCAGCAAUGAGAGCAGCGGCAACAACGGCAGCAGCAGCACUCCUGGAAAGCUAGAAUCACAGACAACUUUAGAACGCGCUUCAGAAUUUAUCAAGAAAGAGCCGUUGCUCGAUGAUAUCGACAGCGUAGAACGCGAGAAGUGGCUGCUAAAUGCAAACAGCGGCAGUCAAAAAUUCGUCGACACGGGAACGUUCACGAGACCUAAGAAACGAAUGGAGUACAACGCACUGAACAGUAGCACAUUUUCCGGGGAAAAGAAUCUUUCAGCCGCUUCCCACAAUGAGCUGACUGCCAGUGGAGGAUCACCGCUGCUUAACGUACAAAUCGGUGGCCCCGUAACGCCUUCCUCCUUGGCGACGUCCGCCCUGGCUACAUCCGCGACCGGUAACCGGCUGCUGAUGCAGCGCAGCUGGCUGAGCGAUGUGUCUCCGCCCUGCUCGAUCAUGAACUCGAUGGAGUACUCGACGAACAACGACAGGAUCGCCAACAGCCUUAUCACGAGCGGUGACUUUAGCAGCGUCGGCUGUUUGCUCAAUGCGACCGAUGAAACUGUGGUGAUGGGCACGAGCGUACCGAGCGUGGCAAAUGCCAGCUACAAUGGGUACAAUCUGUACAGUGUGAUCGAGGACCGACAGCGGCUGGAGAAUCUGUGCCUGGAUGAGGAAAGCACGCUCACGAAAGAUUGCAACAUCUCCCGCACGGAUCUGAACGCGAUCGAAAGUGUGUCGGGCGUAAGUACGAUGCAAAACUCGUACGAAAGCGGUGGCCGAACGGCACCUCCGACGGCGGCGGGUUCAUCGUGCAAGUCUUCGUUUGAGGAUGAAAGUUCGUCGGCUAUCGCGGAAGGGGCGGCGGACACAGCCGAGCUGGUGGAGGUGCGAACCGGACUGAUUGAUACGACGAUCACAACCGCGAUCGCACCGAACGAUACGUUCCUGGUACCGACGGAACUGUCGGAAACGGAAGCGGAAAGGAUACUCGCCAGUAAGCUGCUGAUGAAUGGUGGCGGAACGUACGAUAUGAGACGGCCGCGUAACUUCAGUACGUACCGCAAGCCUCGCUCGUCGUUAAAUCAAACGUUUGAAGGUGUGCCACGGAUUGAUAUGGAUGAUGAUGUGGUGCCGUGCGGAACUGACCGGGACCUAACUAUCGUACCACCGUCGAUCGGUGAGCAAACGUUCGACGGCCAGAUACCGAGUGCGGUAGGCGAUAAGAACGCGAUCAUGAACAGUACGUUUGGAAUUGUUGGUGAAGAGCAGCUCGGUGGCGUUGGCAAUGGGCAUGGAACGUUCGUGCACAAUCGUACCGUCACCAACGACGAUGUGCGAUUGCUGAAUUUCACGCACGACACAGUGGAACCGACAGCUGCAAUCACAACACCACCACCCGCAGCCGUUCCAUUCGAUCGCACCUUCAAGCGCCGACCGCGUAACGGAACGUUUACCGGUGAGGAUGACGCAAUGCGUCACCUGCCGCUUGACAGUCCGCUCCGGCCAACGGUGCUGGGAGGAGAUGGGCAAGAAGAGGAACUGGAACCGCAACACCACCACACACCAAACGGAACGUUCAGUAGUGAGCAGCAGAAGGCCGGCUCGAUGCUGGUACAGUCCACGCCAUUCCAUGGCCCGUCGGCGCGGGUGAAAGCGGCGCCGGAAAUCGACGAGCUAUCACCGAUCGGGCCCGAAACCGUCAAAAGGACUCCACCGAGUGGGUUCGGGCGUACCAUGGUACGACGCAGCCGCAAUCUAGAGCAGGACCUACGCAAUGCCGCAUACGACGAACCGGCACUGGCGGCCGAUAUCGACCUGGAAACGGAUGACUUUGACGUACAGAUCCGACGGCUACCACCACCACCACCGGGUACGGCAGCAAACGCCGGCCCAACAGACAUAUCGAAUUUCCUCGACGCGGAGAAGCGCAUCUCGCUGCAACACUUCGAGGAGUUUGAGAAAUCGAUACUGGAAAGCGAACACAGCGGGAUCGAUUUCGACGAGAUGCUCAACUCGCUCACGGCGGAUGUGCGCCGGGCGGAUGAAGCGAGCGAUAAGCUAAGACAAUCGCUGGACAACAUUAAGAAGCGCCAUUCGCGCAUCAAUCUCGAAAAGCAGCAGCAGGAUGAGAUGAAGCGAAAGUUACAUCAGCAGCAGCCAGCGACGACGACGGCGACGGCGACGCUGGCGGAAGCACAACACUGCGACAAUAAGCUGGCGGACUCGAUGCUGUCCAAGAGCGGUAGCAUGUGCUCGUCGAGUGGAAGCGAAAGACUGUUAAACCGUAGAAGUAGAUACAACGAGGACGUGCACCUAACCUUAUCACCACAGCAGCAACAACCGUCGCCCUCGCCCAACACGACGGUAGUACUGUCGAGCGGGGCAACAGUGGAAGCGCACACCGAAUCGAACGAUCUCGUUGCUACCGGUAGCGAGGUAGAAACGUACGAUCGUAAAAACAGGGAUCGCUUCAAAACGAUACGGCUGGGAAGGAAGCGUGACGAUUCGCUCGGUGCCGUGCUGCCCGAUGUGGACCAGGAGCUGGGCAUUGUUGGUCAGCCAAUGUUGAACGGUUCGGAGGAGGACAGCGGUAUUAGCAGUAGUGCCUUUAGCAGGGUAGACCAUAACACACUGACGAACGGUGGCAGACUGAUCCCAGGUAGCAACAAUCUGCCCUCGAUGAAGACUGAUCCCUCGGCGGAGGACGAUGAGAGUGUAUUCAAGAAACCGCAAGCAAUCCACACCACCACCCAGCAGCAACAGCAACGACCGUCGGGGCUGGCUCAUCCUUCUACCGGCGAAAGCCGGUUGCGCAGUACUCUCUCCAAGCCGCGCUAUUACGGUGCCGUGCCGGGCGGAAUCCAGCGCAAGGACCUUACGCUUCCGCUCGGCAGCAAGUCCAGCUCGACCGAUUGCUUGGAGCAGCGGGAACAGGACCAGCAGUACCUUCAGCAGUUGCAGCAAAAGCAACCGCUGGACAAAUCCCUCCAACAGCCUGCAUCGCGACUAGCGACCACAUCCAAGCUGGGUGGUGGCAGUGGUGGAUUGCUGGGCGCCGGCCGAUACUCCCAGUUUGGGCUGGCAAGCAAGCAACUGCAGCUGCAGCAACAGCAGCAGGCAAAUGUGUCGGCGCAUCAUCCGUCUGGCGCCGGUGCACCAGCGCUCAAGUCGCCGAUGGGCACCAAGUCCAAAUCGUACCAUAGUCUCACGUUUGCACAGGCUAACAAUAGCAGCGGCUACGGAGGAUCGAGCGGAAAUCUCUCCAAGCUGCAUGGAUCGUCCGCACUGCAGCUGAAACUGAAGCACAAUUCCAGCAACACAGAGCUGAAAAGUAACACCUCCAAGCGGUCCUCGCUGCAGCAGCAGGCAGCUUCCAACCUGCGGAAUACUGCGUCGAACGGAUAUCAGUCGCCGGGUGGCGCGGGGAUGGUGGGCCGCGCCAGCUUACCCCUGGUGCGGUCACCCGCCACGGCGCAGCCAAAUGCAGCUCGUACCGGCCUGAACAACAGCUCCACCGCAGCUGCAAUGGCUAACCAAAACGCUCUGAAUACUACUACCACUCUCUCCGGUGGUGGUGUACAGAUGCGCACUGGCAGCGGAAUGGCGAAAACGUCCCGGCUUGGCCUGAUACGCCCGUCGUCCGGCUACUUUAGCUACAACACACACCGCAAGCACCCGGACUCCGAUAACGAGUCGGUCAAUAGCCUAUCAUCCUCAUCGGCUAGCUCCCGGGGCAGCCUGUAUCGUGUAGAUAGUCAAAGCAUAGCGACCAGCGUACUGCAACCGCAACAGUACGCGAGCGCCACCCGUACCAAUAGUAUCGAGGACGUUAGCGGCGGCGCUAGUAGUACCGGUAACGGUUUGCUAACGAAACUUAAUGGCACCGGUGCAGGAAUGGGCCCAGGAGUGCUGAGCGCGUACGCCUCCAUCGAACCACCGGCACCGAAGUCCGCCGUCCCGAGUGCGCCAUCGACGACGACAGGUUUGAAGCAGCCGGCGGCGACGACCGGUGUGAAACCUUCCGGGCUGAGGCCACCGUCCGCCAUCCGGCCACCGACCGUACGCAGUGGCCUUCCGCGUCCGACGAGCUACAUCCGGCGAUAGAUACGAAUCCGGCAAAUCAGUCGCGGAGUCAGCCAUCCAGGUCAUUAGUAGCUAGAGGAAAACGGUACAAGAAGCCAUAGAGAGAAGACGACACGUUCGUGUAAAAGGCAACACAUACUCUUAAUAAUUGUUCUGUCAACUGGUAUACUGUUCUGUGUAUUUAUCCUUUACCGAUUAGGCGAGCUAGAGAGCGAGCGAGAGUAUAGCAACAACUGUGUGUUCUGCUGAAAGUAUUUCCACAUCCGUACAUCCUUACUACAUAAAUAUGUAUUAUUACGCUAAUCCUCGGUUCCCUCAUCCGCGAAUUACCGGCCUGACGUUUGUUUUUAAGAAGUAAUCUUUUUUUUUAUAUCUGUCGGUACAAUCACUCGAUCGCCCCGAGCAGAGGUAGAAGCCGGCCAUAUGUAAUGCGGACGUUUCAGUUAACAUUUCGUUUAAACCAACAAAACCUAAGUGUGUAUAUAGAGAGCUGCAACGUAGCGAAAGACGUGUUACACUGGAAGGGACAAAAAGAAACGAAAGACGAAACUGUGUUAAAGGGGGAAGGGUUACUUUCGGUUAUUUUAUUAUAGCGUGAUCGUUAACAACCCGCUUUCAAUCGUUAGACCCCGCUACGCCUUUUGAAUUCUAUCGCUAUCGAUACUGUACCACUGACUGUUUUCCUUCUUGCUUGGUCCAGCAACGCCCUCCUGUUAAUUAAGCUUAUUGUAGCUAAUAAUAUAAUACCUUCAUCAUAGCUCCAAAAACUUUCGAAGAGAAAAUCAUCGCCAAGAAGAUCGCUCGGCUACAUCGUUGACUGAUUUUAUACCUAACGUGCAAAAAUUUAAGCCGCAACCACCUAUCUGUUUGAUGUUACUUUUUCCGACUUGUUUGUGUGUUGUUCAGAGCUCCUAACUCGUUUUGCCUUACUUUUUCCUUGCUUAGUAUCCUUACGCGCUAACUAACUGUUCAGCUCAACUGGCGUGUGGCAGUGGCAGUUUGUCAAAUGAGCAUUCAAAGGAACGUUAUAAAAUUACCGAGCUAUUAAAUGCCUUUACGGAUGUGUAAUUGUUUCCUGCGCCCCCCCCCCCCCCAAAAAAAAAGGCACAUACAAAUAUGUUAAUAACACACACACUAAUUUAAAAACGAACUUACUGCUAAUACUGCUACAGCUAUAGGGCAGUGCAAAGACUCCCCUUAAACGUAAGCUACCAGCAGAUAAUAGUCCGCGCGCGUACAAAAACGGUCAGUGGAAACAUUACAAUGUUUGCAAUGUUAGUCCAGCUGGGAAAUUCCGUUGACGCGAUACGCGUGACACGAAAACCAGGUACUGAUGAAGGAGGAAUUCUUAAUGGUAAGAGAGGUUGUUUCGUAAAGCCGUAAAUGUUAAACAAGCAAAUCGAGCAAAAGCCUAUAAUAGCCUGCUUUUAAAGGCUGCUGCCGAGCGAAUAGAUGGAUUCGACCGACCGGUGGAUUACGUUAAGCCGUACUAGAGGAGCAGUAAUAGAAGAAAACUAGGGGCAAACAAAUGAUUGCGUACGAGAAGGGACCUCCCGCCCGGAAAGGAAUUGUUAUAUUUCUAAGCCCGUGUAACUGUAACGACCCUUUCCCAUUUCCCGACUGUGUAAUUGGGACAUUGAUAUACCGAAUAUUUAUACAGUAAAGCAGCACCGGUCGUGGUGAUACAAUGUA
Molecule: messenger RNA, 6536 nt
Organism: Anopheles stephensi (Asian malaria mosquito)
Lineage: Eukaryota; Metazoa; Arthropoda; Insecta; Diptera; Culicidae
Gene: ssp2
Exons: 9
Coding region: 549-4865 (1438 amino acids)
Source: RefSeq, a predicted model, not a curated record